CGUCAAAAUAAAAGCACGGCAGUAAAACAUGUAAUUAAGCCACACAUUUAGUCCACACGUUUCAUUCAGCCUGUUUUAUAAAGCAGCCAUUUCUCAUUCAAAAAUGAAAAUAAUCUCACCUCUCAAUUUCACCUGUUGUUCUUCUGUUUGCACAUACUCCAAUCGGCAUCCAUCCAACCAGCUACACACUUUCUGCCGCUCAUCCUCCCUUAAGUUGCGGGGUAUACUGGAACCUACUGCGACAGCCAGUGCACCUUAAAAGAACCGCUUUUUUAAUUUUACUUUGACUUGGUGAGUCGCUGUUGCUGUCGCUGCCCGUUUGUUUCGCCACAGCCAGCAGCAUUAGCAAUAUGCUAACCGGCAAAACAGAGACGUACUCACGGUUGCCAACUUUUCAGUAAAAAAAGUAGCUAUUGGCAGGUACCCAGACGGCGCAAAAUGACGUCACUGUAUAAUUUGCAUACAACCUGCAUAUUACGUAGUAAAAUUAUGGAGGGAAAAACAACCCCAUAGGAGAGAAAAAAAAGAGAAAAAAUGCCUUUCGAAUGAUUGAUUACUGGUUUGUUCAUUGAAAAUUGACCAUAAUUUCACUCUCAAAUGUUUAUUCUGUUAACAUGACUCAAUGUAGCACACUCCUCUGGUGACUAUAUGUAAAGGCAACUGAAAACAUAGCAAUGCAGUGGGAUUAUCAAUUACUUACGUUUACCCGAAGAAUUUAAGAUAAUUGUUAGCUAACAUAAACACACCUCUUUUAUCCAGGCACAAGAUUAAAUAACAUUUGCGUUUUAGAUCUCGCUAUGUAAAACAGUGUAAGCUCCACCCCAAAUAUCAAAACCUCCCGAACAAACCCAGAAAACUCGCUAAAUUUGAGAAAAUAUGUCGCCAGAUCUAGUGACAAAGUCGACAAAUUGGCAACAAGAUGGAAGUUUGGAUUAUCACUGGGAUGCUUGUCUAAAAGGCUACAAUCCAGUGAAUGAUCUUCACCAGCUGUCUAACAGCAGUGCCUCCGACGAGUCCGGGAUCCCUCAUGACCUGGAUGUGUGCCCCGGUCAGACUUUCCAGGUGUCACUGCUGCACACCCACCUGCUGGCGUCGCCAGCCUUCACCUCUGACGUGCUGCUACAGCCUUAUCUGUCCAGCUGGGAUGAGCUUGUUAAGUUUAUGGAUUCUCUGGGUCCCAUGGUUGGCCUUAUUUCGAAAGAGAUAGUGACCAAAACUUCUCUUAUUCGUGAGCUGGCCCUUCUAGCCGAGGCCAGCCCUGAAGCAGAGAUGAAUCCAGAUGUCAAUUCCGCCAGGCCUGAUUCUGAGGUGAACACUUUGGACCCCUCAUAUCAUUCUGGUGCUUACCACUCAGUACGUUCCAUGAUCUGGGUGGAGCUGAAACGAGACUUAGUGGACUUCCAUCACCAGACGGACUCUGGAUGCAGGACUCUUCUUCGCCUGCAUCGAGCCCUGCUUUGGUUGAAGCUCUUUCUGGAGAAACUAGCUGAGAUCCCAGUAGCGGGACGGCUUAGGAGCCCGUCAGAGCUGUGUCGCGAGGCCUACAAGAGCACCCUGGCCAACCACCACACUUGGUUCGUACGCCGGGCUGCUGAGCUGGCCUUCAUCGCCUUGCCGGAGAGGAACUUCUUUUUUCGGCUGGUGUGUGUGCAGAACCAGGAGGAACUGAGCACAGUACUGGGCCGGGUGACCCAGGCCAUCGGCGUGGUCUAUGACAGGACUCAGAAAGCCCUGGAGGAGAAUGGCAUGCUGGAAUUGCCAUGAGACAGAAGCUGUCAUUGUUCAAAACUGUGCAUUCCUGGGCAUCAAAACUGGUCAAUGUGUGAAUGAACACACAGUACCAUCUCUUAAAUUCACAAAUGUUCCGUUUGUUGGUGAUUAUACCGUAUUGAGCCAGAUUUAAGACACUUAUUCUCGUGAAACGCCUGAAAAAGACACACUAGCAAACAACAAUGUUAUGGUGAUCAAUGAUGCAACUUUCAAUCAGCUAAGAACUAUUAUGACACUAUUGGACUCUAUCGGCUAUUUCUUAUUGUCUUAUAUUUGUGUCAAUACAGUCAGAGGACCUGAGAGGUGUUUUUAAGGCAGCUAAUGAUGCAACUGACGUAGUGGGUUUGGAAAGAGAAGACUAAUGCAGAAGUGCCUUACACUUGAAUUCAUUCAAAUGGCCAGCAGGGGGCAUACGCCAUUUGCAUGGCUUGACUUAACUUAUUAUACCUCAAAAAACAUAGUACUAAUGACUUUAAGCCAGUGGUUUUCAAAGUGGGUGGCACUAGAAGUCUUCAUGAAAUGUGUAACAGAUGGAGAAAAAUAAAGAAAAACAUUUUUUUAACUAGCUAUGCUAAAUUCAGUGUCCCAGUGGACUGGGAGAAAAAUUUCGCCCUGGACUUUUUGGUUCAGAGGGUAUUUUAAGCUCUGCAGUGAUGCGCCCCAUUGCAUUGUGGGCUAGCACAGGUUCUGCAUGUACGUAGCGGCAGCCCGGAUUGUGCCAACUCGCCCUCUCUGUAGCUGGUACUCUCGAUGGCCAAUCUGUCCUGGUCUGAGCAGAAAACUGUUCUGUUUCUGUUUCAGUACAGCAUGACGUUAACUCUGUAACUUAUUGAUUGUAAAUUGAAGUGGCUACUGUAUGUUUACGUGCCAAAAAGUAUUUUUUCAUGCUAUAUUUCCAGGGGUUGUGCAUGGGAAACAUAACUAUUUUUCCGUAACUAACAGUGUAGAACUGCAACGACGAGAGCCUUAAACAUCCUGAAUCCCGUGCCUUCUGUCAACAUCUCCUUGUAAAUAAAUGGAACAAAGACAAAGAAAGGUACACAAAGCAAAAUUGCCAAACUUGUUGGUAAUGUCACACGUCUUACAGUUUGUGUAAGCUAAAGAGCUAAACAGGAAAAGUAAAUAGACACAAUGACAAGACUCUAUUGAUGAAAGAACCUGAAAGUUGACCUUUUAAUAGUGUUAGACUAGAAUAGAGCACUACCUCAAAAGUACCACAGUCUUAAUGAACGUAUUAGUACUGGGACCUGUUUGAUUAGAAAACUGUUCUAUGCUGGACAAAUGUGCUGCUUCAUUCAUGAUGAUGGAAGGCACUGAUGUGUCAGGUUUUCUACUGUACCCACAAAUCUCUCCAUACAAAUAAA
Molecule: messenger RNA, 3134 nt
Organism: Doryrhamphus excisus (bluestripe pipefish)
Lineage: Eukaryota; Metazoa; Chordata; Actinopteri; Syngnathiformes; Syngnathidae
Source: RefSeq, a predicted model, not a curated record